GUCAUCCACAUAUAUCAGGGGUUAAAACUAGCCAACCAUCUAGCCGAUAAACACUUGCCGCUGGCACACUGGACUUCGCUUAUUAUCUAUAUAAUCAUUUAUCUGGUUUGAUUACAAACUAGUAAACCUUGGAGCUCGCUGGCGAUAUGGAGUCCCAAGUUUCCUUCUUGCUUCUCAGUCUCUUCCUCUUCUUGUUGCUCCUCUGGUUUACAAAGGCAAAGAACAAAGCUCAUUCUAAGAUUGAAAUCCCAGGGCCAUGGAAGCUUCCUGUACUGGGAAAUCUUCAUCAGUUAGCAGCAGCGAAGUCAUCACUUCCACAUCAUGCUCUUCGAGAGCUAUCCCUCAAGUACGGACCUCUCAUGCACCUUCAGCUUGGUGAGAUUUCUACAGUGGUUGUGUCAUCCCCAGAUAUGGCCAAGGAGAUUAUGAAGACCCAUGAUCUUGCCUUUGUGCAGAGGCCUCAAGUUUCUACCGCUGGUCACAUCCUUAGCUAUGGAUCAUCUGACAUCGCCCUUGCUCCUUAUGGUGAAUACUGGAGACAGAUGAAAAAAAUAUGUACGUUACAGCUCUUGAGUUCCAAGAAGGUUCAAUCAUUCUCCCAUGUUCGACAAGAUGAGGUAUCUCAACUUAUAGAGUCAGUUCAAUCAUCGGCAGGUUCAGUUGUGGAUCUAUCGAGCAAGAUUUACUCUUUGACUAGUUCAGUAGUUACAAGGGUAGCAUUUGGCUCCAAACGCAAAGAUGAAGAGCUUUUGCACUGGCUGGAUGAAGCAUUAACACAACUGAGCGGAUUUAACUUGGUUGAUUUGUUUCCUUCAAUGAAACUUGUUCUUCUCCAUGUUACCAGAAUGAAAGCAAAGUUGAUGAAGAUUCACAAGAAUUUAGACAAGAUUUUUGAAGAUAUUCUCCAGAAGAAUCGAACGAAUUUGCAGUCAACACCAGAAGGAGGCCGUGAAAGUGGCUCUAGAGAAGACAAUCUUCUUCAGGUUCUUUUACGAAUCCAGCAAAGUGGAAUCCAGGACAUCCCAAUUACAAAUGACAAUAUCAAAGCUAUUAUUUGGGAUAUGUUUUCCGGGGGAACCGAUACGUCAGCAACAACGUUAGAGUGGGCCAUGUCAGAAUUGAUGAGGAAUCCAAGGGUGAUGGAGAAGGCACAAGCUGAGAUAAGAGAAGCAUUUAAAGGAAAGAAAGUAAUUCAUGAAAGUGACUUGGAAAAACUCAGUUACUUAAAAUCAGUGAUCAAAGAAGCUUUGAGGCUGUACCCUGCAGUUCCCUUGAUGGUGCCGAGAGAAUGCAGAGAAACUUGCAAGAUCAAUGGCUAUGAAAUACCCAUCAGAACUCAAGUGAUAGUAAAUGCGUCGGCGUUGGGAAGAGAUCCAAAUCACUGGUACGAAGCAGAGAAGUUUAUACCAGAAAGGUUUCAGGGAAGUUCUGAUAUUGAUUUCAGAGGAACGAACUUUGAGUACCUACCUUUUGGAGCUGGAAGGAGAAUGUGCCCAGGCAUUACGUUUGGUUUGGCAGUGGUUGAGCUUUGUCUAGCAAGCUUACUGUACCACUUUGAUUGGAAACUCCCAGACGGAAUGAAACCAGAGGAUUUAGACAUGACUGAAGCCCUUGGCAUUACAGCUAGGAGGAAGAACAAGCUCUGUUUGAUUCCCACACCGUACAAUGAAUAUUGACAGUUCCUCUUCAAGGCAGUUCCUAAAUGAAGCACAAUAUUGAUCAUUAAUGUUAUAUGAUGUGAGAAUCAAACACAUAUAGCUUUGCUCUUCCUUAAUGUGUGUGUGUGGGGGGGGACCUAUUUAUAUAAUCUUUACUCUAGCCAGUUAUCUUCGCACUGUACUUUUGUACCUGAAUUAUUUAAUAAGAUCUUAUUUUCAGCACGGACAAAA
Prosopis cineraria is the source of this 1889-nucleotide messenger RNA. Its product is annotated as cytochrome P450 71D8-like. Bases 147 to 1676 code for a protein of 509 amino acids. Gene Ontology annotation, molecular function: iron ion binding; oxidoreductase activity, acting on paired donors, with incorporation or reduction of molecular oxygen; heme binding. The transcript is spliced from 3 exons. The record is from RefSeq and is a predicted model, not a curated record. Lineage: Eukaryota; Viridiplantae; Streptophyta; Magnoliopsida; Fabales; Fabaceae.